AUGCAGAACUUCUCAAGCUGCUGCAAGUCAGUCUCGGUGACAGUGUCAGUUCUGACGCUGACCUUCAUCUCCGUAGACCGCUGGUAUGCCAUCUGCUUCCCGCUCAAGUUCAAGUCCACCACGGGACGGGCCAAAACUGCGAUCCUCAUCAUUUGGCUUCUAUCUUUGGUCUUCAACAUACCAGAGUUCGUGGUGCUUCAAGUGCAACAGAAGAUGGAACUGAGGUUCAACGUGCAGUACUUCAUGCAGUGCGAGUCCACGUGGUCGGACGACAGCGACCUCAAGUGGCACGUCAUUAAAGCUCUGUUCCUGUACACGUUCCCUCUCCUCCUGAUGACGAUCGCGUACUGCCAGAUAGUGCGAGUGCUGUGGAGAUCAGACAACAUCCCAGGCCACGUGGAGUCCCACAAGCUGUGUGCCGCGCCAACUGGACAAAACAAUUGGUUAGCGGCGAAUCGCCGAACAGCGCCAUCUAUUCACGCGAACGCAUCAACUGAGGGGCAGCUGCGCUCGCGUCGAAAGGCGGCUAAGAUGCUCGUCGCUGUCGUCGCCAUGUUUGCUGUCUGCUACUUCCCCGUGCAUCUCCUUUCAGUGCUCAGGUUUGCUCUGGACGUUCAACAGAGCAACGUGAUGACCUGCAUCGCUCUCAUCUCACACGUGCUCUGCUACGCCAACUCUGCCGUCAACCCUCUCAUCUACAACUUCAUGAGCGGAAAAUUCCGGAGAGAGUUCCACAGGUCCUACUUCAAAUGCUUCUGCUGCUGUCAUUCGUCGCCGUCACCUGACCAGAACGGGACCUCAUUCGCUCCUAUCGGGUCUUCGCGUGCCGGCACAACAAGAACCGUGGUCAGGCGCAACGACUCCUGCGUUAGCUACCGUCUCACUCACCUUUCUCCCUCUAACCAUAACAGCCUCCACAGGGACUGCAUCAGGAACACAAACACCUCCUUCAUCGAACAGAUGAAUGGCAACCGAAGACCGAAGAUCAGAGACGACUCAAUCAGUGAGGGAACAAGGUUCACUCUCACCACAGACGUCGGCAGAGAUUGACAGUUAGGUAAGGACAAUUUCUACGUCACAUAUAACGCUGAUCUGAAGCACAGGUCUGAUGAAGUCGAGAGUUACAUAGCAAGAAGUACAAAUAGCAUAGAUUGUAAGCCUUACUACGACUGUUUCAAGGGCGCCGGCCCUAGUGGCGCCAUCUGUGAGUUUAACAAGAAACCAAAUAUAAUCGAUGAAAGGCAUAGCGAUACGUAUGCAGACUACAGAGACAGUGAAGAUAAGGAGCUGUUUUCUGUAAACGAUGAAACCAAAAACGGGUUUAAAUUUAAGUUUAAUCGUAGUUUGAAUAGCUGUCAGAUCAAGAAUAAGAGGAAAGUUAAUACUGUAUAUUAAGUGAAUCUGUAUAUCGGUAAGGUGUAAAUAUUGUUGUAUGAUUUUUUUUAUAAAGAUAAACCUCUUCACAACAUACGACAUUAUAAAUGAUUUCCAGCAGACGAAUGUGUCAUUUAGAUGAGUAUUGUAAUAUUUCGUAUGUAUUUAUUAUUGCGUAUGGCAGACAAAAAUAAAAUAUCCUGGGUGGAUCAUAUAUCCAGCUUAAGCUC
Molecule: messenger RNA, 1604 nt
Organism: Pectinophora gossypiella (pink bollworm)
Lineage: Eukaryota; Metazoa; Arthropoda; Insecta; Lepidoptera; Gelechiidae
Gene: NGR-A5
Product: orexin receptor type 2-like
Exons: 7
Coding region: 1-1050 (349 amino acids)
Biological process (GO): feeding behavior; G protein-coupled receptor signaling pathway
Cellular component (GO): membrane
Molecular function (GO): orexin receptor activity
Source: RefSeq, a predicted model, not a curated record